AUGACUGACAACGUUCCUCUCAAUGAAACGGGCAGUGGUGUCCUGAUUGACCUGGGCGAGGACGACGACAAUAAUUAUGAAAUCGUAACUAUUACCUCCUCUGACGAUGACGACGAAGACGUAGUCGGAGACGUCUGCGGCAUUUAUAAAUACCCACCUGGCCGGUUCAACCACCCUUUUUCAGGUCCUGGUGAGUUGGCGCCUGGAAAAGUUGACAAUGUAGAGCUGGACAUUAAUGCUAGUCAUGGCGCUGUGUCCCACCGGCAGCCCAUCCACCCCAGCUACCAGACCGUGCAAGCGAGGAUGAUGGCUUCGUCCUCUCAGGAAACAGAAGCGGAGGAGUCGUGCAGGAGCAGAGCCAAACCCCAAUGCAAAGUGUGCCUGGAUGGAGAUGUCCGUGUGGUUUUCCUGCCAUGCGGACAUCUGGUCACUUGCGUGCAGUGCGCUCCGAAUUUCAGCCUCUGUCCGAUCUGCCGGACCGAAAUCAAAGCCACUGUUAGAGCUUACUUUGCGGAAUAA
Molecule: messenger RNA, 519 nt
Organism: Cloeon dipterum
Lineage: Eukaryota; Metazoa; Arthropoda; Insecta; Ephemeroptera; Baetidae
Product: baculoviral IAP repeat-containing protein 7-B-like
Exons: 3
Coding region: 1-519 (172 amino acids)
Source: RefSeq, a predicted model, not a curated record